UGGAGACUCCUGAGGAGGCUUUCUCUCUCCCUCACUUCCCUGUUGGCUCAGAGAGGAGGACAGAGGCACAGCAGACGAUCGCUCAACUCUAACCUAACUGUCAGUCAACAACAAAAGGAUGCUGUACACAGAGUUGAUCCGCCUAUGGGAUGAGGCAGUGCAGUCCAUGGAUGCCAAAGACUGGGAGGGAGCCCUGGCUAAACUGGAUCAGAUCAGUGAACCCACGUCUCGCACCCUGUUUAACACUGCCUCAGCUUACCUGGCUCUGGGAGAGCUCCACCAGGCCUUAAAGGCGUUAGACUUCACCAUUGAAAAGGAUCAGCGAUUGGCUGUGGGUUUCUUCCAGAGAGCAGCUGUGAUGAUGCAGGUCGACAGGUUGGAAGAGGCGCUGUCAGACUGUAUCUGGGCCCAGAAACACAUGAGAGGAAACAUGGUCAUCGACUACAAACAGCUGGGACUGAGAUACAAACUCUACAGCUGGCAGGUGUUGUAUAAUGCUGCAGCUGUGUACUGUCGGAUGGGCCAAUGGGAGCAGGCGAAGGAGGUGCUGCUGUCCGCAUCCCAGGAGAGAGGUGGAGGUCGAGGGGGGAACAUAGAGGUGGCUCUGGACGGCAUCCCGAGGGAGGAGGUACCGGCUCCCCUUCUGGUCCCUGAGGGUGUGGUGUUUCGACCAAGGAAACAGGAAGUGGAGCAGCUGCAGCAGAGAGACUUCCUGGGCAAAGCAAAGGUGAUUUCCUCCAUGAUUCCAAACGAUGAUUUUGGAGGCUUUGAGCCUUUAAGGAUGCAGAAACCUGGUUUCUAUGAGCCGAAAAUGGACGGAUCUCAGGAUUCUCGGUACAUGCGAGUGAAGACGCCGUACAUGGGUCGGGGGCAGGGACAGCUGACUGUACCUGGAGGGGCCAUGGUGUUUUUAUAUGGUGAGGAGGACAGAGACGGGAUGGCCACUGUCAUCUAUGACGGACAGAGAGGACUCCUGCCGGUGUCCCUGCUCGAACCUGCAGAUUUCAAAGCAUCCAAAGGCAAAAAGAAGAAUAGCAUUCCCAGCGGGAUCCCUCUCCCGCCAGGACUGAAACCACCCACUCGCCCGAAGGUCCAGCACAGCUCUGCAGCUCCUCCACUGGACACUCCACCUCCGUCCUACAUCACCGCCACCCACAUGCCGCUGCCAGCCUCUGAGCCUCCCAGGUACACAGCCAACGCAGCCAGCGACCAGCAUGCAGACUCAGCUCAGGGAGCAGAGGUGGGAUCGGUUGUAGUGAAGGUCCACUACACGUACACUGUGGCUCUGUCUGUCCCUCUGGACACACCGUACGGUGAGCUGAAGCAGAGAAUCGCACAGAAAUUGGGCCAGCCGGCGUCUCAGCUGCGCCUCAGACAUAAGCUGCACGGCUCCCGGGCACUCAUACCUCUGAGCGGAGAGGUGGAGCCAGACCACACCGUGCAGGAGAUGGCAGAGGCCGGCAGGGCCACCCUGUGGUGCCAGACAGAGGACCCCCUGAUCAGUCGUUCCAUCCUGUACCAGAUGGUGGCGCUGUACGACUACUCAGCUCAGGGCCCGGAGGACCUGGAGUUCAGUGAAGGAGACACCAUCGACAUCCUGGGUGAAGUUAACGAGGAAUGGCUGGAGGGACACUGCGCAGGAAACAUCGGCAUCUUCCCCAGCUGCUUCGCUUAUAGGGAGAACAUCACGGAUAGCCUGGAGAGCGUCUUAUAAACACAGACGUGAUUCUGUGCGCUCUGCUCUAAUAAAGCUGAUAACCUGCUAUGCUGCCUGCUUACAACAAAAAACAACACCUUCACAGGAGCAUGGCUCUAAGACAGUGGUUCUCAACUGGUGGGUCGGGACACAAAAGUGGUCACGUGGCUGAUUUCAGUGGGCUGCCUGGAAAAUAAUGAGGCAUAAAGUGGGGAAGCAUAAUUUAAAUAUCAGUUGAAAGUUAUUUAUCAGUAUCAACAGAUUUUAUGCACAGAAACUUCUACCAAUAUUUAAUGCUAAAGUUUUUAGCAGAACCAGCAGCCACCCUUACACUGAAGCUUUUGUAUUUUUUCAUCCUUGUUCCUUAAAUUUAAAAUAUGCACAAGGACUGAAGUUUGAGCUAGUUUAUCCUUACAUGAGAGAAGAAUGUGGAGAAAAUGUAGUAAAAUCAGAUGUUUGAUCUCCUCCCAGGGUUUGUGUAAAGAUUUUUGACAUGUUUAUUUGCCCUGUCCCUUUGUCCAAUGGGUCAUAAUUUCUCAUUUUAAAAGACGUCAGCGGCUCCUAUAGAUAGACCAGUUGAGACACACUGCUGUAAAAUAUUUGUCUCUGAUAGUCUUCACCGUCCUCCUGUUUCAGAGAUUCAGAGUAAGUACAUGGUACUGAAGAUUAUGUUAAUAUUAAAUCAGCUGGGCUUCUUUUUCUGUUUUUAUAGUCCACAGCUAUACUUUAAUAUUACAUGUUUUAUCCUUCAACAUUUAAAUGAGAGUUUAUGCUGACAUUAUUAAACUAUGUGUUUUUAUUUGCUACUAUCCUGAAACUGUUCUCAAUUUUGUGUGUGUGUGUGUGUGUGUGUGUGUUUUUUUUGGACUAAAUUCAAGAAUUAAAUAAGGUGAUGAAGCCGUUCUAGCCAUGGAUACAUUUACAACUGGGAAUUUGGGAUUAGAGCUCCUUAACUCAGGAGUUCUCUGCCAGUCUAUCAGGUGUCAAAGUCACUGCUUGUUUGUAUCUCUAUUUCUAAAAACUGUUUUUAUAGCAAGGCCUCAAAGAUUGAUAGAUAAUCUGUGUUAAAGUUUUGAUUUAAUCUGUUCUUAUUCCUGACUUUCAAAUCUUUUCCAUGUUUUUUCCAUGUAUUUUUGUAAUCUCUCUUAAAUGUCCUUUUAAAAAUUUUGAUUUUUUUAUAAGCCUUUUGUAAUGCACCUUACAACCCUGUUUAGAUAAGUGCUAUAUGAAUAAAGUCAUGAUUUUUGAA
Messenger RNA from Cheilinus undulatus (humphead wrasse), 2945 nucleotides. RefSeq names its product NADPH oxidase activator 1 (gene noxa1). Gene Ontology annotation, biological process: superoxide anion generation. Lineage: Eukaryota; Metazoa; Chordata; Actinopteri; Labriformes; Labridae. The coding region runs from base 119 to 1714 and encodes 531 amino acids. The record is from RefSeq and is a predicted model, not a curated record. Gene Ontology annotation, molecular function: protein binding; superoxide-generating NADPH oxidase activator activity. The transcript has 16 exons.